Molecule: messenger RNA, 3262 nt
Organism: Anguilla anguilla (European eel)
Lineage: Eukaryota; Metazoa; Chordata; Actinopteri; Anguilliformes; Anguillidae
Gene: plekhg7
Product: pleckstrin homology domain containing, family G (with RhoGef domain) member 7
Exons: 17
Coding region: 730-2925 (731 amino acids)
Biological process (GO): Rho protein signal transduction
Molecular function (GO): guanyl-nucleotide exchange factor activity
Source: RefSeq, a predicted model, not a curated record
CCUUCAGCCCACAUUUUGAUGAUCAAAUCCCCCUUUGAAAUGUUUAUUAAAGUUAUCAAUUGCACUCCCUUUUUCGGAAAAAACUUAUUUGACGUAUUUGAACAGAGGGGGAAAAAUCUGAACCCUUCCUAAAUAAUUACGAAAACAUUAACGUAGGCGUAACCCUUGACGAUAGACAACAGAAAUAAUAGGCGAUCCUGUCGAACGCAAUCCAUCACGCUCCACCUCCGUUUCUGUCACCGUUCCAAACGCCACUAAAGUUUCGUGCUUGCAAUGGGCGAGGAGGCAGUGCCAUUAUUGCUGCGUUACGAGUCGGCUGCAUACACAGUGUGCCAGUAGCUUGGUCACGGAGCGCUUUUAUCUGCGUAACUAAGGCGCUCGGGCGAGAUGUUUGCCAAGCCUGGCCCGAGCACCGUCCCUCAAUCAGCUGACCUUUGUGCCGUAAAGGGGAGUCGUGCGGAGUCUCCGAACCGUCAGUAGCCGACUUUAUCGCUCCCCCUAUCGCGCUCCUGCCACACGUUUUCCUGGGGACAGCAACUUCGAAGCAACGCCGAGGAACACGGGACAAUUAAAAAACAAAUCAAGUUACAGAGACGAAACGCGCCCGGAGUACGCACGCUUCUACGAAAGUUAAGGGAUCCAAACUCCACUUGAAUGCUGACCCGACGCCCCCCGUUUUGGAAUUAAUACCAUGCAGUUAGGCGGGAUUACCAUUACUAUUUGCGCAAAAUGUCUUCGGUAAAAGAGGCCGCAACAGUUAUAAACGGGCAAAACGAUGAGGAAACCUUGGAGUGGAGCUACAUUGGUUUCAUGGGGUUAUGCUCUGUGCAGACGCAAACGACGGCACCGCUCACGGAGGACAAGGAAACGCAGACCAGCCGUCCCCAAAUAAUGCUGAUAGAUCUACCGAGAACGCCUUCGACACUGAAAAGCGCGGGGCUCCUAGAAGCAGACGGCUUUCUCACGCCGCUCUUCCAGUUCAACAGACACGCUCUGGGUCGGAUUUCCACCUCUCCCACCUUGAGGAGGAUGAGGACGAGCACGCGACGCCCGCGCGUGGACUUCACGGACCCCACCAGUGCGGACGGCGGACAGGUGGGAUCAGUUUCUGGCGAGGCGCAGUUUCCAGAGGGUCUUCUGUCACCCGGGUGGAGAACUAAGUCCCCGCUGGCGGCAAGUCCGCUCAGCGACGCUGAACCGGAUCGAGUCUCGCCGUCAGGUUCAAACGCGGACAAAGAGGAAAACAGGUCCAGUCACCCGAACUCUGUGGAUAAUGGUGUGAUCUUCGAAAGAUUUGAAAAUAUCAAAAUAGACGGCGAACCUACAGAGGAUUCCGACCAGGAGACCGACGGACCUCCUCACAACAGACUGCGGGAGAGGAGGCGGAGCUCGGUGGUGGUCAGCCUGCCGGGCCUGGACGUGUCGCCGGGGGACCUGUUCGUGUCCGACGGGGCUGCCGACCGACUGAACGGAUCCUCGCUUUCCGAGUCCAAGAAAUCAAGGUGGCCUUUCUCCAGACACAGCACGAUCAAAGGGAGGAUGAAGUUCGGCAUUGAGAAGUGUCUGUCGACGGUGCAGAUCCAGGACUGGAGGGACACAGACUUCCAGAGGUACAAGAACUGCUCGCUGGAGGACUUCCUGAAGAGCGAGGGACGGGAGGGCGGGGCCGACGACGACGACGAGGAGGAGGCGCGCGAUUGGAGGAAAGAGAAGGCCGUUUGGGAGCUCUUCACCAGCGAAUGCGUCUACUUCCUGGACCAGCUGAUGGUGCUCAAGGAGGUGUUCCUGCACACGCUGACCUGCCUGCAGCACGGGGGCUACCUGCAGGACGUGGAGCCCUGGAGGCUCUUCGCCAACCUCAACGAGCUGAGCCUGGUCAGUUUCGGGUUUCUGACCAGCCUCCUGCGCGCCGUCAGGGAGUCCUGGGAGAUACCGGUCAGCGGGAACGCCCCCACCCUGCAGGCCCUGCUCACCAAGGGGUUCAGAGACAGCAUCUGCCUGAGCCAGCACAAGUACUGCCUCAACUACCCCACGGCCGUCGGCUACCUGGACAGCCUGAAGCAGAGGGAGGACUUUACCACGUACGUGAAGUGGUGCGAGCGGAACGGCGAGUGCCGGCGGCUGUACCUGCGCGACCUGCUGGUGGCGCCGCUGCAGAGGCUGACCCGCUACCCGCUGCUGCUGCGGAACGUCGAGCGGCGCUGCGGCGGCGCGGCCGAGCGGAACGCCGUGCAGGCGGUCAUCGAGCUGGUGGAGCGGUCCAUACAUGAGCUGGAGGGGAAGGUGAAGUGGCUGGAUAACUACCAGAAGGUGAAGCGGCUGAAGGAGUCGCUGGUUUGGGAGCCGGUGUGGGAGAGGACCAGGAGGGCGUUUGUGCCGGAGAGCCUGAGGCACCUGAUGAAGGCGGCGAGCCUGGAGAACCUGGUGGCCAAUCGGACGCUGCUGUACGAGGGCCGGCUGAUGCUGCUCACAGAGAGCGGGAAGCAGCAGGACGUCUACAUGUUCCUGUUUGACGAGUUUCUGCUCAUCACCAAGAUGAAAAGGAAAAAGAGGCUGAGUCAGAGGGCGGGCGGGUCGGAGCAGAGCUCCGCCCACUCGGCGGCGGGGUCGCAGGAGCUGCAGGCCCUGCUGCGGGAGGGCUGCGCCUUCACCGUGCUGGACCAGCCCCUCUCCCUGGACCGCGUGCAGCUCAGGAACAUCGACCAGCUCAACGCCUCAGCGUCCGGCCUGCUCAACUCCUUCAUGGUGACCCACCAGAACCGCUACCUGCAGUGCAUCGCCGUGUUCGUGCUGCAGGCGCCGUCCGAGUCCACCAAGAAAGCGUGGAUGCUGGCACUAGAGGGCGCCGUAGAGGACAUGCUGAAGCAGGACUCCCAGCAGCCUCGGCUCCGGAACUCGGCGUGGCUGGAAUCGACGCAGAUCUGAACACCCCCCCCAGCGACCCCGCCCUCCCCCCCCCCCCCCCCCCCCGAAACACUUUAAGUCCUAAAGGUUCACAAGAGAGUUUUACUAACAUGUUUCACUUAGCCCUUUGUUGUAAAUGAGAGUCCGUGUUGUACUUUAGAUGGCGCGUUUUUCUCGCUGACGGCCAGGCCUGUAGUCGCUGCUUAGAAGAAGCGCGCGAACGCCGUUUGCGCACGUUUAUUUUGUUUUGUUUGUUUUGUUUUUUUUUGCGGACAAGCGCUUUGCAUUUGCAUUCAUUUGUCGAUGAGCAGGCAAUGCAAGUUGGGUAAAAAAAAAGAUUAAAUAUUUUUAAAAACUU